UGCCAUUGAGAAGGAAACAGCAAGCGCAGCGAGCAACUCCGGCCGCUACACGGAACCCGUGCGCGCGCCAACGGUUUCCGCCAAGCCACGCGCCCCGCGACAUGGCGGCCGUGCGCGCCGCUCCACGCCUCCGCUCCCUCCCUCUCCUGCUUCCAGGGCCAGACGCCGCCGCCGCAGUCCGCCGUAGUCUCUCCUGCGCAAGCGCCUCCCCGGCUCCCAGCCCCGCGCUAGCGCGCACGAUAUCGUCUGCGUCCGCGUCCUCAUCCUCGACUCCCUCCCCGUACACGGCGCUCGUGGGUCGCGUGAGCUGCGAACGUGAGAUCAAGCGCAGCAAGUUCAUCGCCGUAGCCGCCCCCGUCCCCGACGAGCGCGCCGCCAUGGCCUUCCUCGACGAGCUGGGAGAGCAAUUCCGUUACAACGAUGACGGCGAACCUUCUAGCACAGCUGGGAAGCCAAUAUACUCUGCCAUCAUUUCCUCCGGCAUUGAUAUGGUCAUGGUGGUUGUUAUUAGAUAUUUUGGAGGCAUAAAAUUGGGAACCGGUGGGCUGGUGAGAGCUUAUGGUGGGGUUGCUUCUGAAUGCCUUAAAGAUGCUCCUACUUGUCUUGUGAAACCAAAGGCUCGUGUGAGUAUGGAGGUACCCUUUGAUCUGUUGGGUACAGUCUAUCAUCGGGUGAUUAUUAGUUAUUAAUCAGCUUGCUUUUAGGAAAAUAGAGUACAAGUAGUAAAAUUGAGUUUGCCAAUAGUUUUGGUAUCCUUGAUUAAAGCAUAGUAUAUACUGAACUGUUGUUAUAAGCACGCCACAGUGCAUUUAUGGUGUGUCAGAUUACUGAUGCUAACUAGAAAUUAUGUUUAAAAAUCUAGGUUAGUUUACUAAUUUUCAUGUGUGACUCUUACGUAUGUGCAACGACAUUGAGAAUAGGCAAUGCAGCUAUCUGUUGAUCUAUCAUACAAUGUGUAGAUUUUGCAGUACCCGCAUAACGAGUGACCUGAUUCCAGAUACUUGUUGUACAUCUUGCAGCAAGAUAGAAGGUUUCCUAAGACCAGUAGAUUUGGUUAAAUAUGAAAAAUGUUUCUAUUUUGUUGGAUAAAUUUAAACAAUCGUUACUGUUAUAUCUUUUUUUUUCUUAAAAAUUGUUGUGCUGAUGUUAUUAUUUGGUACAUUAUUUUGGGACCCUGGUAAGUAAUCUGCACUUCAACUUUUCCAAAAUGAUAGUUGAAUAGUUGAAGCACUGUCUCUAAAUUAUAAACUCCAAACCAGUUAGUCGCAGUCACCGCCCAUUCCUGCCAGCUAGUUGUUUUUUUAAUUCAUCCCCUGUGCUGACUUCUGACAAAGUUUCUACCAUCGGUUAGUCGGGAACUGGUGAGGCAGUUCCACCAUGCCAGCCACUGUAUGGGAAACUACUAGUGAACUUUCAGCUGGAUAAUAUUAGAAUGUUUAGAUGACUUUAUUUUGUCUCUUUGGUCAUAUUCUUUUAUUCAGAAAUAUUUGCUGUUUGUGUUUGAACCAUGAUACAGAACAGCUUAAUAGGGUAGUGUCCUCAUGUUGGCCCAAUAUACAUCUGAUCAGAGUUAAACUCAUUGUGUAAAACAACUGAGUGGAGUUAUUUGUAUAUUGACAUAAUGAGGAUCAAUUAUGACACCAAACUGACGUCCUAACUCCUAAUUAUAUGAAGUAGUUUAGUAUUUACUUUGCUAAUGCUAAUGGGACUGGGAUGCUUGAGGUAUCAAAGGUUCUGAAAGUUGAUACUGCACAGUUGCUGCUAUCAUCUUGAAUUGGAUGGAUCUAUGCCCCAUUGUUGGUGGUACCAAUUACCGGGUUGUGAAUUAAAAGCUGAUUGAAAAUUGAAUGGCUCUCAAUUUAUUUUCCAACAAAGCUUAGUGAACCCAUGUUAUGUGCUCUUAACUCCAACUUGCAAGUGCUAAUUUCAAGUCCCCUGAACUAGCUGCUUUUCAAAAAAAUCCCAGUUAGCACUGGUUACUGCUGCUUGCUGAAUGCUGACAUUAGAAGCUAUGUUUUUCCAUGUUUUCUAACAUGGUUAUGCCUUGCUGCUUUUCUUGUGUUAUUUGUAC
Molecule: messenger RNA, 2071 nt
Organism: Phragmites australis (common reed)
Lineage: Eukaryota; Viridiplantae; Streptophyta; Magnoliopsida; Poales; Poaceae
Exons: 4
Coding region: 102-689 (195 amino acids)
Biological process (GO): regulation of translational initiation
Cellular component (GO): cytoplasm
Source: RefSeq, a predicted model, not a curated record